Coregonus sp. 'balchen' is the source of this 12699-nucleotide messenger RNA. The record is from the annotation of a GenBank genome assembly. Lineage: Eukaryota; Metazoa; Chordata; Actinopteri; Salmoniformes; Salmonidae.
AUGCAGCUGGAAGAGGAGGAUGACAAAGAGAAGGAGGAGAAUAGAAGGGAGGAGGAGAGGAGGAGGUAUGAAGAACCACUGGAGCACUGCAGCAAGGCGGAGAACUACCCCUGCCCCCCCAAAGCACAACCAGAGUCUCCAGUCGACGAGAUGUCAGGUACAGACAGACAGACUCACACAGACAUGCACAUGCCACACGUGAUAACAAAUAAACCUUUUAUGAAAAUCACAAAAUGUUGGAUCAGUUUGCAAGCACCUUCAUUCAUCCAAUCAUAGUUUAUAUAUCUCAUAUAGAAGCCGUCAUCUGGAAUAAUUGAUCACCUGGAAUAAUUUGAUAAGUAAACAUUGUACGUUAGCGGGGGUAACCUAUAAAACAAUUGAUAGGUUCUGAUUGUGACAUAUCCCACUAGGUUAGUCUUUAUGAAUAAUUGACCAAGUACAUAGACUUUGUAUUUUGGUGGAGUGUAAUAAAAUAAUUGAUUGGAUGUGAUUGUGACAUAUCCUGAUACGCUAGGGCUUUAUUGGAGUGACGGUGAAUCAGGCACGAAUUGAGAGGAAGGCAGUAAACAGAUGGGAAUGAAAGUGUCUAGACUUGUUUGAACAAACAGGCUUGGCAGAGCCAUGCUCCUCUAGUAUGUAUCAUUCUAUUAUGGUACCCUGAAUACACCUCUUUCUCAGAGGUAUUUUCUCACUGUCCUUUAUGCAGUAGCCCAAGGCUAAGUAGCUAGCCAUAGUAACUAUAGAGGAUUUUGGUUGUUGAACUCCGAUACAGUAGUUAGGCUACAUGUGAUCCAAUUCUCUAGUAGUCUUUUCCCAGUGAAUGAUGUGUUCAUUUGAUGCUGGCUAAUUUCAUUUAGCUUUGAUUGUCUAGUGAGUGAGAAUAAUUAUUCCUCUGUUUGAAUGUGUGUUUAGUUUAGUUUAUUAGGAUCCCCAUAAGCUACUACACAUGCAGCAGCUACUCUUCCGGGGGUCAACAUAAAACGUACAAAUACAUGACUAAGUACAGAACAGUAAUAGACAAGAACAACAUAAGAUUUUAUAUAUAUAUAUUUUAAUUUAAUGUAAUAAGUUAUAUUUAGGACAGACACCAAGAGAUAACAAAAAUACUAUUUACACACUAUUAAUAUACUGUAUAUAUAUAUAUAAAGUCUGAAGUUUACAUACACUUAGGUUGGAGUGAUUAAAACUCGUUUUUCAACCACUCCACAAAUUUCUUGUUAACAAACUAUCGUUUUGGCAAGUCGUUAGGACAUCUACUUUGUGCAUGACACAAGUAAUUUUUCCAACAAUUGUUUACAGACAGAUUAUUUCACUUUCAAUUCACUGUAUCACAAUUCCAGUGGGUCAGAAGUUUACAUACACUAAGUUAACUGACUAGCUUGGAAAAUUCCAGAAAAUGAUGUCAUGGCUUUAGAAGCUUCUGAUAGGCUAAUCGACAUCAUUUGCCGGGACGGCAGGUAGCUUAGUGGUUAAGAGCGUUGUGCCAGUAACCGAAAGGUCGCUGGUUCUAAUCCCCGAGCCGACUAGGUUAAAAAUCUGUUGAUGUGCCCUUGAGCAAGGCACUUAACCCUAAUUGCUCCUGUAAGUCGAUCUGGAUAAGAGCGUCUGCUAAAUGACGUAAAUGUAAAUUGGAGGUGUACCUGUGGAUGUAUUUCAAGGCCUACCUUCAAACUCAGUGCCUCUUUGCUUUACAUCAUGUGAAAAUCAAAAUAAAUCAGCCAAGACCUCAGAAAAAAAAUGGUAGACCUCCACAAGUCUGGUUCAUCCUUGGGAGCAAUUUCCAAACGCCUGAAGGUACCACGUUAAUCUGUACAAACAAUAGUAUGCAAGCAUAAACACCAUGGGACCACGCAGCCGUCAUACCGCUCAGGAAGGAGACGCAUUCUGUCUCCUAGAGAUGAACGUACUUUGGUGCAAAGUAAAAAAUAAAUCCCAGAACAACAGCAAAGGACCUUGUGAAAAUGCUGGAGGAAACCGGUACAAAGCUAUCUAUAUCCAAAGAAAAAUGAGUCCUAUAUCGACAUAACCUGAAAGGCCGCUCAGCAAGGAAGAAGCCACUGCUCCAAAACUGCCAUAAGAAAGCCAGACUAUGGUUUGCAACUGCACAUGGGGACAAAGACUGUACUUUUUGGAAAUAUCCUCUGGUCUGAUUAAACAAAAAUAGAACUGUUUGGCCAUAAUGACCAUCGUUAUGUUUGGAGGAAAAAGGAGGUAACUUGCAAGCCGAAGAACACCAUCCCAACCGUGAAACACGGGGGUGGCAGUAUCAUGCUGUGGGGGUGCUUUGCUGCUGGAGGGUCUGGUGCACUUCACAAAAUAGAUGGCAUCAUGAGGAAGGACAAUUGUGUGGAUAUAUUGAAGCAACAUCUCAAGACAUCAGUCAGGAAGUUAAAGCUUGGUCGCAAAUUGGUCUUCCAAAUGGACAAUGACCCCAAGCAUACUUCCAAAGUUGUGGCAAAAUGGCUUAAGGACAACAAAGUCAAGGGAUUGGAGUGGCCAUCACAAAGCCCUGACCUCAAUCCUAUAGAAAAUGUGUGGGCAGAACUGAAAAAGUGUGUGCGAGCAAGGAGGCCUACAAACCUGACUCAGUUACACCAGCUCUGUCAGAAGUAAUGGGCCAAAAUUCAACCAACUUAUUGUGGGAAGCUUGUGGAAGGCUACCCGAAACGUUUGACCCAAGUUAAACAAUUUAAAGGCAAUGCUACCCAAUACUAAUUGAGUGUAUGUAAACUUCUGACCCACUGUGAAUGUGAUGAAAUAAAUAAAAGCUUAAAUAAAUAAUUCUCUCUACUAUUAUUCUGACAUUUCACAUUCUUAAAAUAAAGUGGUGAUCCUAACUGACCUAAGACAGGGAAUUUUUACUAGGAUUAAAUGUCAGGAAUUGUGAAAAACUGAGUUUAAAUGUAUUUGGCUAAGUUGUAUGUAUACUUCUGGCUUCAACUGUAUAUAUACACUACCAGUCAACAGUUUAGACACACCUACUUAUUCAAGGGUUUUUCUUUAUUUUUACUAUUUUUUACAUUGUAGAAUAAUAGUGAAGACAUCAAAACUAUGAAAUAACACAUAUGGAAUCAUGUAGUAACCAAAAAAGUGUUAAACAAAUCAAAAUAUAUUUUAGAUUUUAGAUUCUUCAAAGUAGCCACCCUUUGCCUUGAUGACAGCUUUGCACACUCUUGGCAUUCUCUCAACCAGCUUCAUGAGGUAGUCACCUGGAAUGCAUUUCAAUUAACAGGUGUGCCUUGUUAAAAGUUAAUUUGUGGAAUUCUCCUUCUUAAUACGUUUGAGCCAAUCAGUUGUGUUGUGACAAGGUAGGGGUGGUAUACAGAAGAUAGCCCUAUUUGGUAAAAUACCAAGUCCAUAUUAUGGCAAGAACAGCUCAAAUAAGCAAAGAGAAAUGAUAGUCCAUCAUUACUUUAAGACAUGAAGGUCAGUCAAUCUGGAAGAUUUCAAGAACUUUGAAAGUUUCUUCAAGUGCAGUCGCAAAAACCAUCAAGCACUAUGAUGAAACUGUCUCUCACAGGAAUGGAAGACACGGAGUUACAGGAAUGGAAGACCCGGAGUUACCUCUGCUGCAGAGGUUAAGUUCAUUAGAGUUACCAGCCUCAGAAAUUGCAGCCCAAAUAAAUGCAUCACAGAGUUCAAGUCACAGACACAUCUCAACAUCAACUGUUCAGAGGGGACUGUGUGAAUAAGGCCUUCCUGAUCGAAUUGCUGCAAAGAAACUCUUACUAAAGGACACCAAUAAGAAGAAGAGACCUGCUUGGGCCAAGAAACACGAGCAAUCGACAUUAGACCAGUGGAAAUUUGUCCUUUGGUCUGGAGUCCAAAUUGGAGAUUUUUGGUUCCAACCGGCGUGUCUUUGUGAGACGUGGUGUGGGUGAACGGAUGAUCUCUGCAUGUGUAGUUCCCACCGUAAAGCAUGGUGUUAUGGUGUGGGGGUGCUUUGCUGGUGACACUGUCUGUGAGUUAUUUAGAUUUCAAGGCACACUUAACCAGCAUGGCUACCACAGCAUUCUGCAGUGAUACGCCAUACCAUCUGGUUUGGGCUUAGUAGGACUAUCAUUUGUUUUUCAACAGGACAAUGACCCAACACACCUCCAGGCUGUGUAAGGGCUAUUUGACCAAGAAGGAGAGUGAUGGAGUGCUGCUUUAGAUGACCUGGCCUCCACAAUCCCCCGACCUCAACCCAAUUGAGAUGGUUUGGGAUGAGUCGGACGGCAGAGUAAUGGAAAAGCAGCCAACAAGUGCUCAGCAUAUGUGGGAACUCCUUCAAGACUGUUGGAAAAGCAUUUUAGGUGAAGCUGGUUGAGAGAAUGCCAAGAGUGUGCAAAGCUGUCAAGGCAAAGGGUGGAUAUUUGAAGACUCUCAAAUAUAAAAUAUAUUUAGAUUUGUUUAACACUUUUUUGGUUACUACAUGAUUAUAUAUGUGUUAUUUCAUAGUUUUGAUGUCUUCACUAUUAUUCUACAAUGUAGAAAAUAGUAAAAAUAAAGAAAAACCCUUGAAUGAGUAGGUGUGUCCAAUCUUUUGACUGGUACUCAUAUAUAUAUAUAUAUAUAUAUAUAUAUAUUCUUAUAUAUAUAUAUAUAUAUUCUUAUAUGUAUUCUUAUAUAUAUUCUUAUAUAUAUUCUUAUAUACAGUUAAAUUAGAUUUUUAGAAAGAGGAACGAUAUCAGUGAAAUGCUUUCGAUAAAUGAUUGGUAUGGUCGUUGUCAUUUUCUGUUUAUCGUCCCAGCUCUAGUUUGUUUGUGUGUGUGUGUCUGAACCCUGACGCUGUCUCAGAGUCUUGACAGAACAGUGCUUGGGCUGUUCAACAUCUGUUUCCUGCUGAGUUUGAAUAUGUUAGAGGUGUUUGCGUGUGUGUGUGUGUGAUGACUGAAAUCCCCUCAGCCCAGUCACACAUAGACGAGGGGAGUAAAUCGCACGUGGAAGUGACACAAGUUUGUCUGUCAGAGGUGUCUGUGUGAUCUAUCUCUGUCUGCUCCUGUUAUGAAGGCACAGAUUUCAUCUUCCCUGUUGUUAGCUAUCAGACAGUUGGAUCUGAAAUGGUUUGCUUUUGGUUGUGAAAAGGUUGUGAAGGAGGGUAUUCCAAGGUUAGAUGAGAGUAUCACUUGUUUGUAAAGCAUCACGUCAGACGGCACACUAUACUGAAUGUUGAGAACUGAAUUAUCUUUCGAUGUUGUCCCCCAUCCACCACCAUUCAAAUUGAACACCACCCCCUAGUGGUAUUCUGGCUCACUGUCUGCAGCUCUGCACUUGGAACGGGAUCUCCGUCUGUGUACUGUAGGCUAGUGAGAUUUAUGUCCCCAUUUACAGAGUGAUUUAUCUAGGCCUUAAUACUGCUUGACAAUUGACUGUAAACAAUCUCAGGUUAGCUCUUGAACAAAGAGUGUUUCCAUUUCUACUAUUAACGUGAAGUCCUCUCUCUAUCUCUCUCUCUCUCGCUCUCGCUCUCUCAAACUCUCUCUCUCUCUGUGUCUCUCUAUCUCUCUCUCUCUCUCUGUCUGUCUGUCUGUCUGUCUGUCUGUCUGUCUGUCUGUCUGUCUGUCUGUCUGUCUGUCUGUCUGUCUGUCUGUCUGUCUGUGUCUGUCUCUGUCUGUCUGUCUGUCUCUCUCUCUCCUCUGUCUCUGUCUCUGUCUCUGUCUCUGUCUCUGUCUCUGUCUCUGUCUCUGUCUCUGUCUCUGUCUCUCUGUGUGUGUGUGUCUUUCUCACUCUCCCUCCUCUCCCAGACCUGAGGAGUAAAUGGUAUCUGGUGGUGGACCGCCUCACGGUGCUCUUCCUCAAGUUCCUGCAGUACUUCCAGCAGCUGCAACUGACCGUCUGGUGGCUCCUGGAGCUCCACAUCAUCAAGAUUGUCUCAUCCUACAUCAUCUGGGUCUCCAUCAAAGAGGUGAGCUGACCUAUUCAGCUACUUUCUCACCAGGAUUGCAAUGAGAAUACUAGCGUGAGAUGCUAACAGUCCUCACAAUCACUGAUUGUUAAUGGAUUGUGUAUGCACAGUCUCACCACUUUUCAGUUGAUCUCUCUAAAUGGUCUUUACAUUGUAACGGACAACUCUCCUCCUCCAUCAAAAUAGGCUUCCAAAAUCCAAUGUAUGGACAGUCCCACUGUAUUUUCAGAACACAUACUCCACCUUGAGAAUGUUAAGGUGUCUCUUGACUGAAUCUGUUUUCCAGGUGUCUCUGUUCAACUAUGUGUUCCUGGUGAGUUGGGCGUUCGCCCUGCCCUUCAGUCAGUUCAGGCCCCUGGCCUCCAGCGUCUGUACCGUCUGGACCUGCGUCAUCAUCGUCUGCAAGAUGCUCUACCAACUCACCUCUAUAAACCCCUCUACAUACUCUAAGAACUGCUCCAUGGUGGGUAGAGGCCCAGGGAGUGUGGGUUAGUGGAAAGGGGGAGUGGGUGUGUGUGAGUUGGUGGAAAGGGGGAGUGGGUGUGUGUGUGUUGGUGGAAAGGGGGAGUGGGUGUGUGUGUGUUGGUGGAAAGGGGGAGUGGGUGUGUGUGUGUUGGUGGAAAGGGGGGAGUGGGUGUGUGUGUGUGGUUGGUGGAAAGGGGGAGUGGGUGUGUGUGUGUGGUGGUGGAAAGGGGGAGUGGGUGUGUGUGUGUGCUGGUGGAAAGGGGGAGUGGGUGUGUGUGUGUGGUGGUGGAAAGGGGGAGUGGGUGUGUGUGUGUGCUGGUGGAAAGGGGGAGUGGGUGUGUGUGUGUGCUGGUGGAAAGGGGGAGUGGGUGUGUGUGUGUGCUGGUGGAAAGGGGAAGUGUGUGUGUGUGCUGGUGGAAAGGGGGAGUGUGUGUGUGUGUGUGCUGGUGGAAAGGGGGAGUGGGUGAGUGUGUGUGCUGGUGGAAAGGGGGAGUGGGUGUGUGUGUGUUGGUGGAAAGGGGAAGUGUGUGUGUGUGCUGGUGGAAAGGGGGAGUGGGUGUGUGUGUGUUGGUGGAAAGGGGGAGUGGGUGGUGUGUGGUGUUGGUGGAAAGGGGGAGUGGGGUGUGUGUGUGUGGUGGUGGAAAGGGGGAGUGGGUGUGUGGUGUGUUGGUGGAAAGGGGGAGUGGGUGUGUGUGUGUGGUGGUGGAAAGGGGGAGUGGGUGUGUGCUGGUGGAAAGGGGGGAGUGGGUGUGUGUGUGUGUGUUGGUGGAAAGGGGGAGUGUGUGUGUGCUGGUGGAAAGGGGGAGUGGGGUGGUGGUUGUGGUGUGUGGUGGAAAGGGGGAGUGGGUGUGUGCUGGUGGAAAGGGGGAGUGGGUGUGUGUGUGUGUUGGUGGAAAGGGGGAGUGGGUGUGUGUGUGUUGGUGGAAAGGGGAGUGGGUGUGUGUGUGUUGGUGGAAAGGGGGAGUGGGUGUGUGUGUGUUGGUGGAAAGGGGGAGUGGGUGUGUGGGCGGUACAGUAUGUUUAACUUCUCAUCUUUCCUUUCCUCAAUAUUUAUUUUCUCUCUCCUUUCUCUCACUCGCUCUGCUUUCUCUCUAUCUCUCUCUCUCUCUCUCUUCUCUCUCUCUCUCUCUCUCUUCUCUCUCUCUCUCUCUUCUCCCUCCUCUCUUCUCUCUCUCUCUCUCUCUCUCUCUCUCUCUCUCUCUCUCUCUCUCUCUCUCUCUCUCUUCUCUCUCUCUCUCUCUCUCUCUCUCUCUCUCUCUCUCUCUCUCUCCUUCUCUCUCUCUCUCUCUCUCUCUCUCUCUCUCUCUCUCUCUGUGUGUCUCUCCCUCUGUGUCUCUCCUCUUUGAGUGUCUCCUGUAGGGGGUCAGUCUGACCUAAAACAGUCAUUAUACUCUGCUGUGUUGUGCUAGCCUGUAUUGCUUCCUCUCGUCUGUAGCCUCUGAACUACACGGAUGCCCAGAGGAGUGAGAUGGCCCACUCCCUGCUCUACAGCGCCCCUGUGGACCCAGCCAACUGGGUGGGCCUCCGCAAGUUCUCCCCCCUACUGGAGAACCUGAGGGUGAGUGGAGGAGCUGCACUGGGAAGCUGACUACACACACACACAGGCUCACAUGGGCACAUAUGCAGCAUGCACACACACACACACACACACACACACACACGCACAUACACAUACACAUUCAGUAUAGCCUGUCUCUCUCACAUAUACCUACAACUACUGUAAUUGUGUUACAUUAUACACUAAUAUCAUCUCCCUGUAAUCCCCUCCAGUGUUCAAAUGGCAUUUAACUCUUGGUGGUAUCCUGUAAACAGUGGGUUAGACCUAUAUUGGACCAAUGUGUUUAUGGGGGUGCCAAUGUUAAUGUCAUUGACACAUACACUGUCAUUUGAACCCUGUCCCCUUUAUCUGUCCUAUCUCCAUCUCCAUCCAGAACAACCUAUUGAUACUGGCCCUGCUGGCGUUCGAGGUGACCAUCUACCGCCACCAGGACCUGUACCGCAUGAGGAACAACCUCACCACCCCUGUCACCAGAACCGUCUUCCAUGACAUCACCCGCCAACACCUCGAUGACGGCAUCCUCAACUGUGCCAAGUACUUCAUCAACUACUUCUUCUACAAGUUCGGCCUGGAGGUAUGAUGUCAUGUCACUGUUGAGUUUGACUAUGCAAAUACCUUAUCAGUUUUUGGACUAUAGCAAAGUGUGCAUGUUUUUUCCUUGUGCGAUAGUUGGAAUAUUUACAAGAAUAUCUUUGUUUUGAAAUACCUAUUAAGAAGUAAUUGUUGAGUUGCCUUAGGGCUGGGCAAUAGAUUGUGAAUACCGGUAUACCGGUAUGGAUCCACAUCCAUACCGGUAACGAUAUUUGGAUACAGUGCUAAAUUAAAUGAAAAGUUCUACAAAUUGGACUACUUCACUCUCAGUAGUUUUGUCCUAGUUUGGUUGAGUAUAAAACCAUCUGAAGAAAGACCAUUAAAAUCACUUAGAAUUAAUUAGUGAUCAUUCUAGGGUCAAGCGCUAAUCAUUAAACAUAUUUAGAACUUUUAUUAUUCAGAUACUGCCAUACCGUCAAAAAUGAUAAAAAUAUUGCGAUAUGAUAUUUUGACCAUAUCACCCAGCCUUAAGUUUCUUACAAUGUAUGGAAUUAUGACUGAGACAUAACUCCUACUUCCAAACUCCAUCUUCGUGCUUCCUACCCAUAACCCUCUGUAGACCCAAUAUAAAGUCCCUUUAGACUAAACCUUCCUAAACAUAAACUAUUAUCAUUGUUAUUGUCAGACAUGCUUCCUGUUAGCGGUGAACGUGAUUGGCCAGAGGAUGGACUUCUAUGCCAUGCUCCACGCCUUCGGCCUGAUCGUGGUCAUUUACCGGCGGCGGCGAAAGGCCAUCGCUGAGAUCUGGCCCAAGUACAGCUGCUUCCUGGCCUGCAUGCUCACCUUCCAGUACUUUGUCUGCAUCGGCUUCCCCCCGGCCGCCUGCAAAGGUGGGUGGAGCAACAGAAUGAUAUCGAACACAUCAUUUUGUAUUGUAUUGUAUAUUGUAUGUAGGGCCAUUUAUCUCAAUGGCUGGACCUGCUGCGUCCAGUUUGUUUCAUUUAAUGUCUCUCCUUGAUAGUUAGAAUACAUGUGUUAAUGUUUGUACAUAAUCUUGCACAGGUCAUGACAGACUGUAUAAUCAUAGUGUUUAAAUGAAUCCAUUCCCUCUCCUCUGUUUCCCAGACUACCCAUGGAGGUUCCCCUCAUCCUCCACAGACUCCAACGUCAUCAAGUGGCUCUAUUUCCCUGACUUCCACACCAAGCCCAACCCCCUGUUCCUGCUCUGUGAGUACAACCUGUAUUGACUGAGCGUUUGCCAUUGGGAUUGCUGCCAUUGGGACUGGGACUAGGACUGGGACUGGGAUUGGGACUGGGAUUGGGACUGGGAUUGGGACUGGGACUGGCUUGUCUUGAAAGAAGUGUGUUUUGUUUCUUCAUCCUCCUGUUUUCUGUUCCUCCUCUUCCUCCUCCUGCAGAUGACUUCAUGCUGCUGCUGUGUGCCUCGCUGCAGAGGCAGGUGUUUGAGGAGGAGAACGAGGCUGCCGUGCGCCUCUUGGCCGGGGACAAUGUGGAGAUCUGCAGGGACCUGGACGCCGCCUCCUUCAGUCAGCACAACCCUGUCCCUGACUUCAUCCACUGCAGGUAGGGGGCUGGUUCACUGAGUGUUCCUGACCCUGGAUUCGAAGUCUAUAUGCUACACAGUAUCAGCCAGGCCCAGGUCUGGUGCACAGGCUGUGCCUGAUCAGGUUUCGAACCCGUGACUCAAGAAAGAGUUAUCCCUAUGUACUAAAGUCCAUGUGUUUUUCUCAGAGUGCCAACGUGAGUAGUUUGGUCUUAGGCAAGAUCUUCCAUUCACUGUCAAGCUAUUCCACCCUUUCUCUCUAAGUCCCUAUCGAAAGUGCCUAUUAUAGAGUCGCUUUCGACACUUUCCUUGGGUUCCCAUUGUUUUGAAAUGUGCAGUGGUUUAGUGAGCACAUUGCCAAACGCCUGUGUUUUCCCUCCACUCUCACCGUUCUUUCCCUCACUCAGAUAACUCAGGGAUGUUAAAACAAUCAUGCCCUCCAAGCCUUUAACCGUGUCCUGUGAGUGAUUCAAACAUGGUUUUCCAUGUUCCUGAAACAGGAGGAACCAUUCUGACACGAGUGGCCUUUAACGCUGUGACAGCCGGCCCUUUGAAACGGUCAGCACGAGGUCGUAUCAGAAAUGUCACCCCCCUCCCCCUAGACUAAUCAGUCAAUGUACUCCGAAGUCUCGACGACACCACUGCUCCUCCAGUUCACAUACAUCUGUCUGUAAAAACAACAGGAGGUGGUGAUGACGAUGAUAGUGAGGACGAUGUGUCAACAAAGUUGAAAUAUUGAAUUAAUGAAUAAAAAUAUUGUGUUGUAGAAUAAAAUACACAACGUAUCUCUGCUCAUCACUUGGGCUCAUCUCUGUAUGGAUAUAAAAAAGAUUGUAUUUGGACAUGUAUUUUUACAGAAUAGAUUUUUGUUGAACGUUAUUUUGCUACUGUUUUCGGCAACUGCAUGCUUUCCCCAUAGUCUGGUUCAAAACCCGAUUUUGAAAUUUUAUGACAGAUUCCAAACAAAUUACUUAUUAAAUUGCUUUGAAUGUUGUCAUUCCCUCAACUAAAUUCAAUCACUUCAAUAAGACUAUAUUCAUUAAUUUCCCUCUUUCAGAUCCUACCUGGACAUGCUGAAGGUGAUCAUGUUCAGCUACCUCUUCUGGUUCGUGCUCACCAUCAUCUUCAUCACGGGCACCACGCGCAUCUCCAUCUUCUGUAUGGGCUACCUGGUGGCCUGCUUCUACUUCCUGCUCUUCGGGGGCGACCUGCUGCUCAAGCCAAUCAAAAGUAUCCUGCACUACUGGGACUUCCUGAUUGCCUACAACGUGUUUGUGAUCACCAUGAAGAACAUACUCUCAGUAAGUGUUGGCAACACUAGAUACAGUGUUGAAUACUGGGAUUACUGGGAAUUCGGAAACUCAGUUUGGGCGGCCAUCUUGGCACCAAACGUUGUAGUAAGACAAUGACAUUGUAGUUAGAACGCAACAUUUACAAAUGUUAUUGUUGUGGGUUUUUGGAGCCAAAGGGGAAGAAAGUUUGCCGAAGUCUGGCUCUGGGCGCAGUAUGGUGUCACACACCUGCCUAAUAAUUGGGAAAAAAGUAAAAAGACCGAUACUACUCUAAAUGAAAACAAAACAAGACUGCUGUCCUGAAACAAGGGCCGGGAUUCAAUCUGAUCGCACUUUGUCAACAAUGAGGCUUUUAAAGGCAAUGUUCCUGCGUUUGCGGAGAUUGCAUUAAUGGUAAACACUGCAGAUCAAUUGGGGACAGAUAGGAUAAAUUCGGCCGACUGGCCAGAUCGGAUUAGUUCGGUCGGCUGAUCAGAUAUCUGCAACAGCAUACACUAAUCUAGAUAGUGUGGUGUGUUUGGCUGUCCUGUUUUAGCUGACUGUGGUUUGUCCUCUCGGUCCUCAGAUACUAGCCUGUGGGUACAUAAAAGUCCUGGUCACCGAUCACUGUUGGCUCAUUCAGCUCUUCAGCCUGGCCUGCACUAUAAAGGGCUAUUCUAAGCGUAAGUGACCUUAUUAGCAAUGUAAAGUAGCAUGCCUUUGGAAACUCACUUUCUCUGUGUUAAUAUGUGACAACAAUUGAACACUCGCUUGAAAGGAUUUGCAAAACAUUAUUCAGUUACAUUUUCAGAAAUGCUUGAUGAUAACUCCAUUGGAAGGGGGUGGGGACUGUACAGUAUUUUUGGAGUUGAGGAGAAAAGUUUUAUUUGACUUUCUUCGAAAUAUAAAAAAUCUAAAUAUUAAAUGAAUAAAUAUUUGAUGAUUAAUAUUUUUGAAAUCCUUGCAGCUGAGCAGCAGACCAACAAGCAGUGUGAGUUGCCUAGCGACGAGGCAGGCAUCAUCUGGGAUAGCAUCUGUUUUGCCUUCCUGUUGCUACAGCGACGUGUUUUCAUGAGCUACUACUUCCUGCACGUGGUCGCCGACAUCCGCUCCUCACAGAUCCUCGCCUCCAGGUAAACUUAACCUCGUCUACUAUCCAGCUCUCUCUCAGUUGAGCCUGGGGAUAAGGUUUACUUUAAUUUACUUUACCUUACUUUACUUUCACAAUGACCAUCACAUAAAAAAAUUGAAAAAAGAAAAUCAAAGUUUACUGUUUAUUCAAUCAAAUUAUUUGUCAAUUUAUAUGAAAAGUAUUGUUUGUUGUGUUAGAGGGGCUGAGCUGUUCCAGGCGACCAUAGUGAAAGCUGUCAAAGCCAGGAUCGAAGUGGAGAAGAAGUCCAUGGAUCUGCUGAAGAGACAGUGA